UACUUUUGUAACACACUGCGCCAGCCAUCCACCGAAAACAAACAUGCCGGGAGAGAGCCCUUGCGAUAGCUAUAUAUUCAUUUCCAUCCCUUCCUUCACAAAAUAUUUUCUCCAUUUCCCUCCCCGCAAUAAUCUUUCUCGUUCUUCCAAUAAACUGUUCCGACCUCGGUAUCCGCUGCGUUCCGAUCCCUUUCUCGUCCGUUUCCGUGCACUUUUCGCCCGAAUCAAACUCCAUUUCCUCGAUCUUUCUCGGUGUGAUAGGAUUGUUUUUUUAAUUUCUUUUUUUUUUUCGUAUACUGCGAUUCCGGUGAGUUUUGGACUGUUUCUUGCUGGUUUAUACGGAAAGGAUCUGUCGCGGUUUCCAUCCGGUUUCGGUGAAUUUUUGUUGCAGCAGUGUUACUUUUUUUUCGCUAGAGUUUGACUAGACUGUUGGCUUGAAUUCCGGUUGAGGAUCGCUGAGGAAGAUAAUUUUUAGGGUUUUUGAGGUUGUCGAUGAAGGUAGUGAUGGUAUAGACUAUUGUGGUGAAUAUGGACGAUAGAGAAGGGUCAUUUGUUGCUGUUAGGAGAAUUUCUCAAGGCCUGGAGAGAGGCAACACCUGCCAUUCAACUUCCGGUUUGGAUCUGUGACUUGGAAGUGACUCUUGGAUAUAUAACCCUAGUAUAAGUGAAGUUCUACGCUGACUUCAUGUCUUCUGCUAUUCUUGAUUGCUGUGCUGAAGUUGUGGCAGGAUCGGCAGCAUGGCUUGGCCGAGGUCUUUCUUGUGUGUGCGCACAAAGAAGAGAGAGUGAUGCUCGCCCUUCAUUUGACUUAACCCCUGGCCAGUGUCUGGUAUCCCUGAUUUUGAAGUUUCAUAAACCUUGCCACUUGCUUUUGGGUUUUAUCCAUCCUUAUGCCCUCCCAUAUGAGGAAUGCUUGCAGAGGCUGCAGAGUCGUUUAGAUGUUUCCUAUGAUUGUUCAAUCCCUGAGCACCAGGAAGCUUUAAGGGCUUUAUGGAAUGCUGCCUUUCCUGAAGAAGAACUCCGUGGUCUUAUAUCUGAGCAGUGGAAAGAUAUGGGUUGGCAGGGCAAGGAUCCAUCAACAGAUUUUAGGGGUGGUGGUUUCAUAUCAUUGGAGAAUCUGUUGUUCUUUGCUAAGAAUUUUCCGAAAACCUUCCAGGAUCUUCUCCAAAAGCAGGAAGGUGAUCGGUCAGUGUGGGAAUACCCAUUUGCUGUAGCUGGUGUGAACAUCACAUUCAUGCUUAUUCAGAUGCUUGAUCUGGAAGCAGUCAAACCACGGACACUGGUGGGAGCAACAUUUUUGAAGUUUCUUGCAGAAAGUGAAUCGGCAUUUGAUCUGCUUUAUUGCAUCACGUUCAAGCUGAUGGAUCAUCAGUGGCUUUCUAUGCAAGCAUCAUAUAUGGAUUUCAAUGCGGUGAUGAAAUCAACGCGUCAUCAGCUGGAACAGGAGCUAUUACUUGAAGACAUAACAAGGUUGGAACAGUUGCCAUCAUACGGCCUUCUUUCCCAAUAGUGUUACAGUUCUCAGAUUUAACAUACUGGCAUUUAACGGCAACAUUUGGUGGAGACACUUGUUCUUGUGACGGCAAGAUUUAUCACGUCACUAGAGACGAUCGUUUUUACAUAUAUGACAUGUUGUAUAUGAUAUGUUGCUUCUAGUUUCAAAUAUCACUUGAUUUCACAACAGCAUGUUACCAUUUGAUUUUGCAAAGGGUGGUUUUCCAGAGUUUGUAAGGCUGAGAAAGUACAAAAAAAGGUUUUCAAGCAGCAAGUUUAAAUGCUGCAUUUAUCUUUCUCCGCAGUUGACUUCCCUAAAACAUUUUUUCAAUUUCAGAACGUUUGGGCACCAA
Messenger RNA from Juglans microcarpa x Juglans regia, 1847 nucleotides. Its product is annotated as ELMO domain-containing protein A-like. Lineage: Eukaryota; Viridiplantae; Streptophyta; Magnoliopsida; Fagales; Juglandaceae. The record is from RefSeq and is a predicted model, not a curated record. Bases 686 to 1510 code for a protein of 274 amino acids. The transcript has 11 exons.